Messenger RNA from Aspergillus ibericus CBS 121593, 1374 nucleotides. Its product is annotated as putative proline oxidase Put1. Lineage: Eukaryota; Fungi; Ascomycota; Eurotiomycetes; Eurotiales; Aspergillaceae. The transcript has 2 exons. The record is from RefSeq and is a predicted model, not a curated record. Gene Ontology annotation, cellular component: mitochondrion. The coding region runs from base 1 to 1374 and encodes 457 amino acids. Gene Ontology annotation, molecular function: proline dehydrogenase activity; FAD binding.
AUGAAAUCCAAAGUACUACUCUGGCCAAAACGGCCGAGUCCUCUUCUCUAUCAACUCAUCCAACCACCAACGUAUGCUUCGUCCAGUACAGCUCACCAUGUCCAUUUUCCUCCACCAUCCGGUCCGAAGACACCCCCUCCGUUGUCGGCAUUACCGACACGGACGUUCCUACGUUCUCUGCUGUUUACGUCGGUGAUGGCGUCGCCGCUGCUGAGGCCUUGUCUCUCGGUGUUGAAGUAUAUGGUUGAUUCGCAGUCUGUUUUGUUUAGUCCCGGGAGGAACCCGGUGGUGAAUUAUCUGCUUAGGAGAACGAUUUACGAUCAUUUCUGCGCGGGGAUUAAUGAGACGGAGGUGAGGAAUACAGUGCAGGAGAUGAGGACGUUGGGGUUCAAGGGGGUGAUAUUGGGAUAUGCGAGGGAGUCGAUUGCCAAGGUGGAGGAUAUUGAUCAGACUCAGUCUGCGGAAGCGAAGCAGGAGGUUUUGGAUCGGGCGGUGGAUGAAUGGAAGCAGGGUACUUUGCGCACGUUGAAGAUGUCGGGGAAGGGGAAUUACUUGGCCGUUAAAUUCACCGGAGCUGGUCCUGCUGCCGUUGAGGCCCUCUCGCGCGGUGACCCCGCCCCGCCUCCCCGGAUUCAAGAAGCUAUUACGGAAAUCUGCGAUGCCGUUGCGGCUCAAGGCUCACGGGUAUGGAUUGAUGCUGAGCAGCAAAUCUUCCAGUCUGCGAUUGAUGCGUGGGCGGUGGAUUUGAUGCGAAAGUAUAACCGGGAUAAUGCAGAUGCUCCUGUGGUGUUGAACACCUAUCAGGCGUAUUUGAAGUCGUCUACGGCCAAGUUGAAUGCGCAUCUCCAGCUUGCUCAGAAAGAGGGCUGGGCGAUGGGCGUUAAGCUGGUGAGGGGAGCGUACAUUGCGCAUGAUCAUCGGGACCGGAUUCAUGACACCAAGGCCGACACGGAUAGGAACUAUGACCAUAUUGUGGAGAGUCUGAUUACAAGACAGUAUCCGUUGGGUGGGGAGCCUGGACAGCCGUUUCCAAAGGUGCGUCUCUUCGUGGCGUCGCAUAAUGGGGAGAGUGUGCGGAAGGCGUGUGCGUUGUAUCGGCAGCGGGUGGUCAGCGGGCUGCCGUCCAUCCCGGUGGAGGUGGGCCAGCUGCAGGGCAUGGCGGAUGAAGUCAGCUUGGGCAUGGUGGCAGGGUCGGCCGAGGGGGAGGUGCCCGGAGUGUUCAAGUGUUUGGCGUGGGGAUCAACGGAGGAGUGUCUGCAUUUCUUGUUGCGGAGGGCUGUCGAGAACCAGUCGGCGAUGGAGCGGACCAGAGAUACGGCACGGGCGCUGCGGGAAGAGGCCUGGAGGAGACUGGGUGGAGGGGCUGUGCUGUGA